UACGAUUGAUUUUUAGGCUGUGCUCCACGACAUGUUCUCUGAUGUCUGAGGUUAUCUCAGUGGCGUUAUCGACAGUAUGGGGACUUGGUGCAGGUGCUUGUUCACUGUACACAUAUCGACACUGUUUACACUCAGCGCUGCCUCCGUAGUGGACCUGUGCGUCACAGACAACAGCGGUGUACGCUGUGGCGAUGGGAAUCACGUACGCCUCACCCGAAUUACGGCGAACGAGGUUGGACAUGUUCAGAAGAUUGACACUAAUGACACUCAAGGAAGUGUUACCCUGAGAACUCUGAACAUCAAACCACUUGUUUUAGAGGCAGACAGUUUUUUGUCACAGGAAGAAUGCGACUAUUUCGUGAAAAUGGCUACAGAGGAGGGCCUGCAAGAAAGCGAGACAGUAAUCAACCAACCGGACGGCCAACGCUUCGUGCUGAGAGAUCACGAUGGGAACAGGAAGCUCACCGUCCGCGAGAUGAAACAUACAAUUCAGGGAAGCUUUGAUGUUUUUCUGGAAGAUGAAGACAUAUUGAAAAUGUACAGAGAGACAGGAUGGGAUAAAGAUGGUGACGAAAUGAUCACGAAUGACGAACUUAAAGAUUUUUCUCCGACGAUGUUACAAAACGAAAUCCAGAAGAUCCUGAAGGCUAACCCCGAGAAACACUCCAGAAUGAGUAAACAGGUUUGGUUGUAUCCAGACAGAUCCAAAGACAAGGUGUUCGCCACUGUACAGAAACGGGUUGCACGAGUUGUGGGGCUCCCAAUCGAAUUAAUCAAACUCAGCGAUUUCCAGGUAGUAUCAUAUGAUAUCAAAGGCCACUACAAUGCACACUGGGAUUCGUCACGUGUAGAAACAAAAGUACCUUGCUGUACACGAGAGCGCACAAAAAAGUGUCGCAUAUGUCGGUACAUGACCAUCUUAUUCUAUCUAAAUGACGUGGAUGAUGGCGGGGAGACGGCGUUCCCUCUCGCCAAUAACGACACUCUGGAUUAUCAGAGUGUAAUGGAAAAAGAAUUGAUAGACCUAUAUAGGAAAUGCGAAAAUUCCCCACUGAAGGUGGCCCCAAGCAAAGGCAAGGCUAUAAUUUGGUACAAUCACUUUGUGGACGAGGAUACGGGCUGGCUGGGACCACUUGACGAGUUCACGUUUCACGGGGGAUGUCCAGUGAAAAAGGGAAUCAAGUGGAUAGCCAAUUUCUGGGUCAAAACCACAGACCAAAAAAUGAAAGACUUGAAAAAAAUGCAAAAGUUUUACAAAGAAGCAACGAAACACAAGCCCAAAAUAUCCAAAGAAGAGUUAUAACUUUGAUCAUAUGUGUUCCUGUCAACAUUGCUCAUUUUGAAAUACAGUAUAGAUAUAAGGAAUAAAUAGACCUAUAGAUGCUUAAGCGCUUAGAGCCGUAGUUCA
Molecule: messenger RNA, 1408 nt
Organism: Ostrea edulis (European flat oyster)
Lineage: Eukaryota; Metazoa; Mollusca; Bivalvia; Ostreida; Ostreidae
Product: transmembrane prolyl 4-hydroxylase-like
Exons: 10
Coding region: 77-1303 (408 amino acids)
Biological process (GO): peptidyl-proline hydroxylation to 4-hydroxy-L-proline
Cellular component (GO): endoplasmic reticulum
Molecular function (GO): procollagen-proline 4-dioxygenase activity; L-ascorbic acid binding; iron ion binding
Source: RefSeq, a predicted model, not a curated record